AUGAAGAAAGCUCAAUACCGGUACCGUCCUUUGGAGGAUGACGAGACAAUUCGAAUACUGACACUAGAGCCUGGCAAUUACGACGAGCCACUCCUAGGUAGACUAGAGGUUGUUCCGAUCAAUUCUCCAGGGAGCUAUGAGGCAUUAUCCUACGUCUGGACAGAUCCAGAACUACCGAAUAAUACACACGAGAUCCUGAUUCAGGACGCUAAAGGCGGGGAAGGAUUUCUUGGAUUUGAUGGAGGGUCUGUAUCUGCAGCACUCCGUUCUUUACGAUCUCCCAGAGUAUCACGUCGAAUAUGGGCCGAUCAGUGUUGUAUUAACCAGAAGGACCAAAUGGAAAGAAGCAAGCAGGUGAAAUUCAUGAAUAGAAUAUAUCGCGAUGCAAGUCAGGUCCUAGUAUGGCUUGGUUUGGAUACGCAACAGGUAGCAUCGCCAGCUUUCGGUCUCGUCCACGAUCUAGACGGACUUCUCGACAAUCCUUCCUCAGACCUUGGCGCCCGCUUAGAAACGUACAUCGCGGAUAAGCGAAAGCCGUUGCAAGCGCUAACAAACCGGCCCUGGUUUAAGCGCGGAUGGAUUGUUCAAGAGAUUGGAACGGGAACGCCAGCGACGAUGAUAUGGGGCGAAGCCACCUUGGACUGGGACAAAUUGGCCACAGUUUGCGAGAAGCUCAAGUGCUAUCAUUAUCUCCGUAGCACAUUGGGUAUCACCACCUCCGACAUAUCCUUCCUAUUCCGGCGGUUCGUUGAGCCCGAUGAAAAGACAUAUCAUGCGAACCGCUUCAACUUCGUGUACGAACUCCAGCGAGCGCGUCAUCUCAAGUUCAGCGAUGACAGAGACCGCAUCUUUGCAUUUCUUGGUCACUUCUCUGUUUCAUCUCAUCAUCCGCUGAGCUGUGGACCGCUUUCGAUUACUACAGAUUACACAAAGACAGUCGAGGAAACGUAUAUCAACACAGCAACCCAAAUAUUACAACAAAGUCCAGCGUCACUCUGCAUCAUGCUGGCAGCAGUGCAGCAUCGUCAAAAGAUUCUUCCCACGACUCUGACCGAGACUGAAAUAUGGCUCAAGGACAAGCACAGGCUUCCCUCCUGGGUGCCAGACUGGAGAUGGUCUGAGGGAAUCAUAUUAGCGGAGCCGAUCUGCCCUCAUCGUGCGCACAGUGGCAGUUCGCCAAACAUGGUAUUGGAGGAAGCUGAUCUCAUGCUCCGGGUUCAUGGAGUUCAGAUUGAUGUUGUCAAACAAUGCACCGGAAAGCUGAGCUCGCGGGACUUUUAUACCAAGAAGACCUCCGACCAAUCUCUAACAACGCUGGAGUGGCUCUGGAAGGGGUUAUGCAGAAAAGCUGACUUCAAUUUGAGCGACGCCUACAUAAAUUCAGAAACGGCAUUUUUCGCUGUCGUGCAAACGUUGAGCAACGGAUGCGUACAAGCAGCAGGACACAACUCUACACCAUACCACGAAGUACCGAAAGAGGUAUGGCUGUGCAAGGCAGCGAGAUAUCUCAUAGACACCCACCAAGGAUCAACUGCUAUAUCAGAGGAGGUUAAGAGGGCUGCAGAAAUGCCAGAUUCUGAAAGCAAUUGGGAUCGAUGGGCAACUUCAGCUUCCGCGGGUCGAGUCUUUGCUACGACUCAGAAGGGAUAUUAUGUGCUCGGCCCAGCGGCGUUGGAAGGGGGCGAUAUUGUGUGUGUCUUGUUUGGUUGCAAAGUGCCUUUCUGUCUCAGACCUAUGGGCGGGCGCUAUUUGCUUGUUGGCGAGUGCUAUGUGCAUGGGUUGAUGAAUGGCGAAGCGAUGGACAUGUUGACUCGAAAUGAGCUUCAAGAAAGGGUCUUCGAUGUUGUUUGA
Fusarium coffeatum is the source of this 1851-nucleotide messenger RNA. RefSeq lists its product as uncharacterized. NCBI's taxonomy places the organism in Eukaryota, Fungi, Ascomycota, Sordariomycetes, Hypocreales, Nectriaceae. The record is from RefSeq and is a predicted model, not a curated record. The transcript is spliced from 2 exons. Bases 1 to 1851 code for a protein of 616 amino acids.